Messenger RNA from Triticum aestivum (bread wheat), 956 nucleotides. RefSeq lists its product as uncharacterized. The record is from RefSeq and is a predicted model, not a curated record. NCBI's taxonomy places the organism in Eukaryota, Viridiplantae, Streptophyta, Magnoliopsida, Poales, Poaceae. The transcript is spliced from 3 exons. Bases 63 to 581 code for a protein of 172 amino acids.
UUGUAAAUCGUGUAGAGCAAAGGAGGCUUCUGUGGCGCCGGAGCAACAAUUUCGGUGAGCACAUGGACUUGAUGCAGGGAGGGUCGUCGAAGAUAAGGACGGCGGCCCGGCCUACACAUGAUGGAACACACAUUGCCGACGAUGCGGUACCAGGGCUAGAGAAGAGAUCCCAAGAAUGCCCGCCGCAGUACUGCAUUGCCACUAUCUUCAAAGACGCGUCGCUGGAUGUUGUUAGGGAUUUCUUCUGGGAUGAUGACUUCCGGGUCAAGAACACUUGGGACAAUAUCUGCAGCACGAGAUUGAACGACGGGUGCACAAAGACUGGAACAAUGGUUGUUUGCUGGGUCAGGAAGGUGAGGUAUCUGCGUGAUAUCCCUGGCAAUAUUUCUGGAAUGCAUUACAAACUAUAUAAGUUUUGCCGUCACUGCUUGCCUUGCCUGUGCAGUUUCCAUUCUUCUGCAACGACAGGGAGUAUGUUAUCGGUCGCAGGGUCUGGGCAUCGGGAAAGACGUACUACUGCGCUAAUAAGGUGUUUUAUGAAAUGUCCUCCGUCCGAAAAUACUUGUCAUCAAAAUGAAUAAAAGGAGAUCACAAUGUUGGACACGACCACCUAAGAAUUGAAUAUUUUUAGUUGGAAUACUAUUUUAAUGAUCAAUCACAAUGUUGGACGCGACCACCUACUUACUCCCGAGACUUUAAGUCUUUGGUGGCUUAAGCACAAUAUGCCCGGCAUAUGUUCUACAUCUGCGGCAUGUAAUGACCCUACUGGCAUUUCAAGAGGUCUGUAAAUACAACACUCUUCCAAAGUAUUUCCAAGUAAGUGUUCACCUCGUGAGAUUUAUUAAAUGUUUUAGAUAUCUCGCUUGUGAAUGCUCAUCGGUAGCUAAUAUCCUGAGUAUUUUGAUAACGGGUUUAGGUCUGGACGGUUAUUGAGCCUGCAUUGAUGAAAUAGUUGA